Molecule: messenger RNA, 3288 nt
Organism: Daldinia loculata
Lineage: Eukaryota; Fungi; Ascomycota; Sordariomycetes; Xylariales; Hypoxylaceae
Exons: 3
Coding region: 644-2725 (693 amino acids)
Biological process (GO): regulation of transcription by RNA polymerase II
Molecular function (GO): DNA-binding transcription factor activity, RNA polymerase II-specific; RNA polymerase II cis-regulatory region sequence-specific DNA binding
Source: RefSeq, a predicted model, not a curated record
GGUACAUGUAACUAUUGAGAGUUUCUGCAUGCACUGUACCUAGUUGGGCUACAGUGCGGAAUGACCAAGCUAGACCAAACCAAAAUAAUUCCGACACGCAUCAGCGCCAAUAAACUGGAACUUGCCGCCGCCUCCGCCUCUUUUCCCCUUCUCACUGCCACCUGCGCCUGCACCACCACAAUUUGACGUUUCCCCCCAAGCACUUUUUUUCCUGCUCAUCCACAACCUACCAUCUCGUCUUUGCGGCUCAGUCGUCCACUUACACUGUUGACCUGCCGAAUCUCUACCCGCGCAACCCAGUGCAAUUGUAUUGUCCUUAACCAAUUUCUAUCGGGGAAAUAUACAAGAAGGAAUACCUGAUCCUUUGAUUGACGAAAUUAUUACUCAUUUAUAGUAAGGAGAAAAAAAGGAAAAAAAUCCUAAGAGAUCAGCAUUUGGACGCGCUUUGCCGCGAUCAUCAACAACACCAUCAAUUCAUAGCAGCAGCCACGUCCUCCAGCCACACAUCUAGCCUUGCUAUCCAUCGAGCUUAACGAUGCGUCGUUGAUGCGCCUGAGCUUCCUUCGCGUCUCUUCUACGUCGAUACCGAGUCAUUUUUUCGUAGGGACCUUAAUCGUGUUCUUGGUAAUUAUUGUUUGGACCUAUGGCGUCCGAGAAAGGUCCCGUCGCGACGGAAGCCCCGCCCUUCUCAUCUAACACCUCCCAACCUACGAUUUCCUCCGAUCCUGUUUCUGUCGAGACAUUAACUGCUGAAGCUGCCCGUGCGACGCAGUCGCUUAAGAGACAGCGGGAAUCUUCGCCUGUCUCCCCGUCCUCGGCGUUAUCAGCACUCCAUCGGGAGCUGUCGCCAUCAAAAGUAGCUAGGCUUGGCCUGCAACCGAGAUUCUCUCCACCUUUAACUGGAGCUGCAGCCGUCGAGGAGGAGCGGCGCAGAGAAGAAGAGCAGUACAAGAUACAGGUUUCCGGUGCUAGCGACAAUCCUGCCUUCAAAGCUCAAUCUGCAUUGAUGUCUGCCAGCGCUCUCGCCAUGAGCCGGCCUCAGGAAGCUCCUCAGGAUGUGCCUCAAGAUAUUCCACAGGACAUUUCUCAGGAAUCCCGUCAGGAACCACCUCAAGCUGCUCCUCAUGUAGAAGACGUGCAGCCUGCGCCUCCUCCCGUCUCCAUACAGCUCCCUGACGCCCAAAAUUCAGAACCAAAGCCCGAUGACAUUAGUCCUCAGAGCGCGACCAGCUUGGGUAGCUUAGGGGGUGGAUCUGGCGCGCCGGUUACGACCAGCCCUGGACCUAUGGAGCUUGAUGGGCAUAAUGAUCAUUCCGGCUUUGGAACGCAGCCGCCAGCCCCUAUGGAAGAGAAGGGGGUCACUUCGCUGUCGUACCCUGGCGUUCUUGCUCCGACCAACAUGCCAGCUCCUCCGAUCCGGGGCAUGAGCAUGCCGAUGACACCGAAUCAGCAGGGCGGACCACGCUCGCCGAAUUCGAAAAAGCAUAAGUGCCCAUACUGCGAGACGGAGUUUACGCGCCACCACAAUCUGAAGAGUCAUCUCCUGACUCAUAGUCAAGAGAAGCCAUAUGUUUGUCAAACAUGUUCAAUGCGUUUCCGUCGCUUGCAUGAUCUUAAGCGUCACACUAAGCUACAUACUGGGGAGAAACCCCACGUAUGUCCAAAGUGUGACCGUAAGUUUGCGCGCGGCGAUGCUUUGGCACGGCAUAGCAAAGGUCCCGGCGGUUGUGUGGGUCGUCGGAGUAGCUUAGGAAGCUUUCUCGGCGAGGAAGAGGUGGACGGUUCAAGCCACAUGGAGGGCGAUGAUUCCGCGAUGACUGGUGUCGUGUAUGAUGGUUCCAACGAAGGUGAGUUGACGGAGGAAGAGAGACGGCGUCUUAGUUUACCCAGCAUAAAAGCUCAGCAUGUUCAAGGUAACCAAACACUACUCGAACUCUACGUUUCACCUUUUUUAACACCUCAACCUUCAGGGUCUGCUACGGGUCGACUCUAUCCACCCAAUGUGGAUCGUGGUUCCGGAAGUUCGAACGCGUCCCAGACUCCCGGCACCAGCAUCUCAUCUCUCCCUGUAGGCGCUAGCAACCCAGCUAUGUACGCUCAAAGCGCCAUGACCGAGAGCCCUAAACCCUUAAGCCCCUCUGGCGGGCAGGGCCAUGACUCUACAAAUAUUAAUAGACAGCGCUCGCCGAGCCUGACGGCGCAGUUCCAGCAACAGCACUUCAACCGUCACCAGUCGGAUCGGCAUACACCUCCAGGUUUGUACAGCCCAGAGUCUCCUAAUGCACACUUUCAUACUGAGAAUGUCGAAGUGCCUGGAUUUGCCGCGGUCGAUGCUGCUAGAUACGCCGCCUCCGCGGGAGCUAUACAGAGCUCCGCCCCUGUCUCUCAAUCGGCGCCUGGGAGCUCGGGCCAGCAAAUAGUCGCUGGUCCUGGGAUCGGUCAUUCCCACGCAUCCAAUGGUCCUAGCCAGAAUGGCGGCAGCGGUGAUAGCACUAGCAACAAUAUAUUUGCGACUGAUCAAGGCAUAUGGGCCUACAUCCAUGGUCUCGAGGAGCAAGUCAGGCAACUGAACGAACGUGUCCAAGCCAUGGAAGCAACGGGGAGAUCGCAAGAGGAAAAGAUUACGUAUCUGACGAACGAAAUGACGGCCCUUCGAAGCGAAGUCGAGAUAAAGACAGAUGUGACCGAUAAGGUUAAAUUUGUUGUGUACGCAUGGUGCAUAUGAUGGAUCCAAGGGCUAUGCAUCUGAUUCUCUGCUGUCGCUGCCUUUCCCGUUACGGCGGACGUAGGCUUGUCGUUUUAAGGGAGGCGUUUAUGGAGUUUUCAAGUUGCCUACGAAAAGCAAUGUUUCUUUUUUCUGGUCUUCUAACGACUUACUCGAGGUCUUUCGUUAUUAGUUUUGGUGAUAUCCCUAUGGGUUAUUUCGGACUCGGAAUCGGGUGGAAUUGCAGCAAAAAAUAAUUCUACAUCGACCAUUUCCACGUCUAUGUAUUAUAUACUAGUGCAGAUAGAAGCCUCGAGGCAGGGCAAAAAAGGCAAAGCCAUCGCUACAUUAAUGAAUGCUAUCAAUAAAUCAUCUGCUUAAUUAUCUACACGUUUACUUGGGUUUCUGGUGUUUUUUUAUGGUCUGAUCUUGCUUGUGUUUUAUUUGAGCUGUCCAUAAAACAAAAUCUUUCUCUGCUCAUAGUAUGCCUGGUGUAAAAUCAUACCAGUGAGAAGAAUUGCCCAGAUAAAGACCUAAGCUAGUAGUAGAGCUCAUACAUGAUACCUUAAGUACUUAAAGUUACC